AUGUGCAACGAAAUUUUACUUUGCAUUUGGGAUUAUUUAUCAUCUGCUGAUGUUAUUUAUAGUUUUUCCAAUCUGAAUACUCGUCUCAAUUGUUUACUAUCAGAAUUUUAUGGACUUUACAAAAAAUUAGACUUACGUUAUUGUUCAUUAGCAGCUUGUCGUUUUCUUUCUCGUAUCGUACCGAGUACGAGUGAUUGGUAUUUUGGUCUUACUGUUUUGAAAUUAGGAAAUUCUGCUCGAUGUUCUCAAAUCGAAUUAUUUCUAGACGGAGUGAUCAAAUCACUUGUCGAACAACAAGGAAAUUUCUCUCGUAAUACCAAGUCAUACAAACAUCUAAAACCAAUAUUUCCUCAAUUAACUUCUUUACAUAUUUCUUUAACAAGAUUGUUCGAUGAAGAUUCUAUUGAUAUCUUAUUAUCAGUAAUAGCUGGAGGAGCAAAAAUGCGUAGAUUUACAUGUCAUGCUUGUCCAAGUCAAAUUCAUCAUUCACAACCUUUCUUUGAUUGGUUAUUUCGAUGUUCAACGAAUCUUGCUCAUUAUCGAUUGCAGAUUUCUCAACUUGACGAUGGUUUUCAAUUAACGUAUGAACAUACAAUUAAUCAAAACUAUAUUCCGCACUAUUCUCUUGCUUAUCUCAAAAUCGAUAUUCUCGAUUUAAAUACAUUUUACGUACUCAUACAUUAUCUUCCUAAACUUGAACAUUUAGAUGUAAAUAUUACCAAGGUUAUGGGUCGAACUGAUGAUUUUGAUCAAACUCUCAUCGGAAAAUGCGAUUAUCCGAAAAACUUGCGUGUAUUGAUUUUAAGACAUUUUCAAGUUGCGGGACCCAAUUGUUUUUAUCUUGAUCAAUUGGUUGAGAAGUUUCACAAUACUCUCGAAGAAUUUUCUUUGUUUUUCGUUCAUUUUUGCGAUGGUCAACUUGAUAUAUGUUUUGAUAGUCACCGUCUUGCCACUCUUUGUAAUCGAUUAACCCAUUUAAAAGUUUUGCAUUUUGCCAUUCAUUUACGAUUUCUCGCACGGCCAAGUCAACAAAUAUUAUAUCAUUUUAUUAAAGGAUUUCAAACGUCUUUUUGGCUCGAUGGACCAUUGGGUCAGAUGCGAGUGUGUGUGAAUUAUCAUCAACUAUUGGAUUUUGUACAAAUAUUCUCUCUUCCAUAUAAAUUUUAUGAUAAUACUUUGUAUCGCACAACGGAUUUCGUCGAUACAUUGUUUAAUGUUGAUGAACGAAUACAAAUGACAGGAAAUGAUUUAUCUUUCGCAUUCAAAUCCCUUUGGUGUGGAAUGCGCUGUUUGUUGAUGUGUUUUCUUGAAAAAGAGGAAAUACCAAUUUCACUUCUUUAUGCACUUCAAUGUCCUUCGAAUCGAAAUCAAACAUUAGCGAUAACAGGUACGAAAGGAAUAAUGCCAAAUGAUAUAUAUCAAUGUGUACAACUUACACAGUUCACUUCAGUUCAACUGUUGUGUGAAUCUGAAAUUACAACUGAUUAUAAUAUACAACGUAUGUCCACAUUUGUUCGAUAUAUCUCAGUUUUCGUUAUCGCGAUAACACAAUCAUCGAUUAACAAUCAAACAAUUAAUUGGUUCCGUUUAUUACCAAACAUAAAAAGUUUAUUUGUUGGUUUAUGUGAAUUGCGUCAUUGGAUUACGAAUGAUUCUCAUAAUCAGUAUCUUAAUACAUUCCUUCAACGUUUGGAUAAAAUCUUUAUAGAAUGUUCAUCAAUUACAAAUGAAUAUUUGAAUGAAGAAAUGAUGAUACCAUUUCUUUCAUUUAUUCUCAAUAGACAACGUUUCUCUCAAUUAGAAUAUCUUGAUUUCUUUCAAUUUCAACAUGUCUCAUCAGCAUGGUGUAUUAUUAACAAAUGGACUAAUUAUAUUCUCAAUCAUUGCAAUGAACAUCAAUUGAAAUAUUUGCAAUUUAGUUUGAUUGAAAAUGAUCAACUACUGACGAAUAUGAAAACAGGUGAUGAAAUAAUUACAAUUAGUGAUCCACCACGUAUUAUCGAUAUUCAUCGAUCUGUUUCAAAUAAUUACAUUUCGUUUUGGAUGGAAAGCAGAUCUGCACCCGGUAAUGGUGCUGCGGCUAAUUCAGAUGACGAUGCUGAUAUUGGUGAAAUUGUAGAUGAACAUGAAUUCGGUAGAAAUGAAGAUUCAGCUCCUCUCCGUAUAACAUCCGAACUCCAAUUACACAAGUUCAAUUCACUUCAAGGAACUGUUUGCAGUUCUUUUCAACUGAACUUAACUAAUGGUUGA
Molecule: messenger RNA, 2250 nt
Organism: Adineta ricciae
Lineage: Eukaryota; Metazoa; Rotifera; Eurotatoria; Adinetida; Adinetidae
Source: the annotation of a GenBank genome assembly